CCCGGCUCCGAGUGACUUACACGAACAGGACAUAAUAAAUCCGGCGGGUUCUUGAUCGAAUAAGGAAACAAGUAGCGGAUUUGUUAUUCUAUAUAAUGGCGUUACCAGCUCCCGGGUUGGAUUCCCGCUUGCUUUCUUUCCAUCAUCAACUGAACCAUCUCAAUAUCUGCCUACUCCUCUAAUCUACUACUCGAUACCUACUACACACCAACUCACCACCAACACAAGCACCACCUAAACCACCACCACCAUGCCCGUCCUCUCAUCCCUCUACGGAACCAGCUCCGUCAUCCUCUCCAACCUCUUCAUCAAGCUCCCCGCCCCCCAAGCCCACCCGGACCUCCCCAACCAAACCAUCAUCGUAACCGGCUCCAACACAGGCCUCGGCCUCGAAACCAGCCGCCACCUCCUCCGCCUCGGCCUCGGCAAGCUGAUCAUGGCGGUGCGCAACCCCGCCAAGGGCCGCGCCGCGCGCGACGCCCUCCUCGCCAGCACGGGCCGCGCGCCCUCCAGCAUCGACAUCUGGCCGCUCGACAUGGCCGACCCGGCCUCCGUCCGCGCCUUCGCCGAGCGCGCCGCCGCCCAGCUCCCGCGCCUCGACGGCGUGCUGGCCAACGCGGGCCUCAUGACCGAGCACUUCACUCUCACCGGCGGCGGCCACGGCCACGGCCACGAAACGACGCUGGCCGUCAACGUGCUCGGGCCCUUCCUGCUGUGCCUGCUGCUGCUACCGGCGAUGCGCGCGAGCGGGCGCGCGACCGGCCGGCCGUGCCGCUUUGUGGUGCCCAACAGCGCGCUGCACUACCUGGCGCCGCUGGGGGAGCUGGAGGCGGCAGCGGCGGCGGCGGCGGCGGCGGCUGGGGGGGAUGGUGAGGGCGUGCUCGCGCGGCUGGAUGAUCCCGCGCGCGCGGAUAUGGCCGGGCGGUAUGCGGUUAGCAAGCUGCUGGUGGUGUGGGGGGUGCGGGAGCUGGCGGCGCGGUUGGGGUCCGGGUCCGGGUCCGGGGCCGGACUGGGGGCGGCGGCGGCGGCGGCGGCGCCGGGUGAGGAGGUGGGGGUGAUUGUUAAUACGCCGAAUCCGAGUUAUUGCGUCUCCGGGCUGGUGAGGGAGAAGGAGGGGAGUCUGGGGUUGCGGGCGAUGGAGAAGCUUCUGGCGCGCACGACGGAGGAGGGUAGUCGCACGUUGUAUCAUGGUUUGUUUGCGGGAGAGGAGAGUCAUGGGCAGUAUUUGACGAACUGCCAUGUUCAGACGCCGGCGUGUCAUGUUACCAACGAGUGGGGACAGCGGAUGCAGAAGAAGUUCUUUGAUGAACUCCUGGCCGCUCUGGAAGAGAUCCAACCUGGGGUGUCGAAAAAUAUUUGAGCAGGAGUGGUUGAUCAAGAAACAGAGAGGUGGAAGUGGAGGGCAGCUUGGCUUGUUGUUUCGAUUGCGGUUUUGGGAGUUGGUGCUUUUGUGUGUAAUAACAUGUUUGGAUUUAAUGAGGUUAAACCUUUGUUUCGUCGUCUCUGGAGAAGUCAGUGUGAACGGCGAAUCGAGAAUAAACUGCGGG
Chaetomium fimeti is the source of this 1547-nucleotide messenger RNA. RefSeq lists its product as uncharacterized. Bases 251 to 1360 code for a protein of 369 amino acids. The record is from RefSeq and is a predicted model, not a curated record. The transcript is spliced from 2 exons. Lineage: Eukaryota; Fungi; Ascomycota; Sordariomycetes; Sordariales; Chaetomiaceae.